AUAGUAUUUCAGAAAUAAAGGUACUACUUCAGAAGCUGCUUGCCAAUAAGAACCCAUCGGUUGAGCAAGAGGAUGAAGCUGGGGUUGACGCUAAGGAUGAGAAGAUAGUACAAACUGCUGACAGUGAAGAUGUCGCCGUUAUUCAUGAUGAUGCCGGUGAGGGUGAGGGUCAGGCUGCCGCUGCAGAUGUGCCUAUGAAGACUGCGGGUGUAAAUGAAGAAGCUGCCGCUGCAGAUGGUGAUGGGGUGGCACACCGGCAGUUAUCUUUGACAGCAGAUUUAACCGCUCAUGAAGAUGGUGUUAAUAAGGAAGGUGGGGAAGCUGGCAGACAGGCAGAUUUCAUCAUCUCAAUUGUGGUUACUGAGGUGAAUUGGGAAAUUGAGCAGAAUAAGGAAGGCAGCACCUUCCCAGAUGUUAUGAUUUGUUUAAACGAGGACUCUCAGUAGGUGGAGGACAAAUUACCUCCGGUAUCAGCACCCGGUCCUUUUGAAAAUUUGGAUUGGGAUGUUGAUGAUGUUGGGAGUGAACCGAUUGAUGUUGAAACCGUUGAAGUUGUGACCACGAAACUACGACAUAAGAGAAG
Messenger RNA from Cuscuta epithymum, 583 nucleotides. Lineage: Eukaryota; Viridiplantae; Streptophyta; Magnoliopsida; Solanales; Convolvulaceae. The record is from the annotation of a GenBank genome assembly.